Molecule: messenger RNA, 1020 nt
Organism: Stylonychia lemnae
Lineage: Eukaryota; Ciliophora; Spirotrichea; Sporadotrichida; Oxytrichidae
Source: the annotation of a GenBank genome assembly
AUGGGUGCAAGUCUUGUUUAUUUGGAUAGACCAAAAACUUAGAAAGAAACAAUAACAGGAACUGGGAAAAAUCACAAGUUUGCUUGUUCUUCAAUGUAGGGUUGGCGUUUAAAUAUGGAAGAUGCUCACAUUUGUAAUCCUAACUUUGAAAAUAAUGCUUCACUAUAUGGUGUAUUUGAUGGCCAUGGUGGAAUUGAAGUGGCAGAAUACUGUUCUAAAAAUUUUGAAGAGAUUCUUCAUGCUUCACAGAAUUAUAAGAUGAAAAAUUUUGAUUUAGGUUUGCAAGAUGCUUUUUUGAAGAUAGAUGAAAGUUUAAGUACUCCAGGAGGAAGAAGAUAACUUCAAUAAAUCCAAGCUUCAUAUCCACCUUAAGUAUCACCAAUUGAGAGAGCAUUAAUAAUGGCUGGUAGAGAUCCUAUUCAACUGAACAAUCCAAAUGAUUUGGCUGAUUCCAAAGGUUGUACUGCUAAUGUAUUACUCAUCAAAGAUAACAUAUUAUAUGUUGCUAAUGCUGGAGAUUCUCGCUGCAUUAUAUCAGUAAAUGGGAAAGCUAUUCCUUUAUCAACAGAUCAUAAACCGAAUUUAAUAUAAGAAAAAACAAGGAUCUUAAAAGCUGGCUCUUCAAUCUCAGCUGAUGGAAGAAUUGAAGGGAAUCUAAAUCUAUCAAGAUCUUUAGGUGAUUUAAGAUACAAGAGGAAUAAGAACUUGACUGCUAAAGAACAUCCAAUCACUGCAUUCCCUGAUGUUAAAUAAUUUGCGCUAGGCUCCACAGUCGAUUUUGCAGUCAUAGGUUGUGAUGGAAUUUGGGAAACCAAGAAUAAUUAAUAAGUUAUAGAUUUCAUAUCUCAAUAGAAAAAGAAAAGAAUUCCACUUGAAAAAAUAACCGAGAAUCUUCUAGAUGCUUUAAUAUCCCCAAACAUUCAAAGAACAGGUAAUUAUUUUUAUCAAUAAGUUUUAAUGUUAGAGGGUAAAGGCUGCGAUAAUAUGACUGUUAUUAUUAUAGAUUUUUCACAGGAGUGA